AUGUUGAGGAAUUCCUACCAAAAUGACAAGCCCAGCUGCGUUAACAUAAAAGUAAUUGUUCGAUGUAGACCCCUAAAUGAAAAGGAGAAAAAUGAUGUAAACAACGAGGAGGUGGUCAAAAUAGAGGAUAACGAAGUGAUCCUCACUCUGAACAGGAAUAACGAGAUUUAUGAAAAGAAGUACAGCUUUGACUAUGCCUGUGACAAGGACGUGGAUCAAAGAACCUUGUUUAAUAAUUAUGUUUUCCGAAUAGUCGAUGAGGUCCUCGAAGGGUUCAAUUGCACUCUCUUCUGCUAUGGCCAGACGGGCACCGGAAAAACGUAUACCAUGGAAGGCAAGAUCCUGGAACAUCUAAAACAUAAUGAAAGUAAGAAGAUCGACCUGAGCGAUAGCAUCAACAGUGACAUAAACUACUACUAUGAAUUAUGUGAUAGUGAUGACACGGGGAUUAUAUUUCGAGUCGCGAAGAGGAUUUUCGAUAUUCUCAAUCGUAGGAAGGAGUACAAGUCGACAAAGUUCGUAGGGGGGGAGGAGGAGGGCGACAUUUCAUGGCGGCGCAAUAGUUGCGUAAGCGAGGCAGAGGAAAUCAACCAAGGGGUAGUACUUCACACAGAAGUUAAUACUCGAGGGGACAGUGUCCUCCAUGGGGACAGAGAAACAUGUCCCCCCAAGGACCUAUCCACGCGUGAGUCAACAGAAAAAAGCGAACUGUUCGAUCCGCUGGAAGAAAAGAAAGAAGAGAGUAGUGCAGGUGAUAUAUAUAAUGUGGAGAAAAGUUCUUACGACUUCGUGAUAAAAGUAAGCUACCUAGAAAUAUACAACGAGGAAUUGUGUGAUCUGCUGAGUACAUCUAGUGAGUCGAACAGACUCAAGAUCUAUGAAGACACUACGAAUAAAAACAAAGGAUUAAAUGUAGAUAAGUUAGAAGAAAAAUGCAUAAACUCAUUUGAAGAGAUCUAUUACCUAAUCUGUUCAGCUAUCAGAAAGAGAAGAACCGCCGAAACUUCGUACAAUAAGAAAUCCAGUAGAAGCCAUUCUAUUUUCACCAUCACUUUAAUCAUGAAGGACCUGAACAAUGACGGAGAGAGCAUUACAAGAAUAGGAAAACUGAAUUUAGUCGACUUAGCAGGUAGCGAAAAUGCACUGAAAAGCUCCUAUGGGAAUUUAAAAGUUAGACAACAGGAAAGCUGUAAUAUAAAUCAAUCCCUCCUAACUUUGGGUCGAGUAAUCAAUGCACUGAUAGAAAAUUCGUCGUAUAUUCCAUACAGGGAUUCAAAAUUGACACGUCUAUUGCAAGACUCCCUAGGAGGCAAGACAAAAACAUUUAUCGUAGCCACCAUUUCUCCAUCCUCCCUCUGUAUUGAUGAAACGUUGAGCACGCUAGAUUAUGUAUUUCGAGCAAAGAACAUUAAGAAUAGACCGGAAAUUAAUGUAAAAACCACGAAACAGUUAAAAAUAAAAGACUUAAACAACGAAAUUGAAAAAUUAAAGAAUGCACUCCAUUUGAGUAGAGAAAAACGAGGAGUGUAUCUAGACAACGAGGAAUACAACAACAUACAAAAUAGCUUGAAAAAAAAUAAAGAAAUUCUACUACAAAAGGAAAAAAUACUUUUUGAAAAAAGUAAAAAAAUUAAAACCCUUUUGAAUAAGAUGGAUUAUACUGAUGAUGUGCAAAAUCAAAUUGUGCAUUUGCUCAAAGAUGUUCUUUCCAAAUGUAGGAAUAUCCAAUUGAUUCACGAUACUUUAGUAAAUAGGCUAUCAGAGGAAAAAUGCGUCACAAGGUUCCUUCUAUCGGAGUUCCUUCACGCACAGGGCGAGUAUCAACGGAAGGUGAAUCUACUAACCCAGGCGCAGAGGAACAUCUCUUGUUUAUUUCGAGAAACGGUUUCUAACUUCAAGAGGGGUAACAAGGAACAUUUUUCCACCCUCAGUGAGAUUUGCAACAUCAUUACGACUGUGCUUGGCAAGGCCAAGGUGGAUAUCACACAGGGCAAAGAAAACAUCAUGAAAUCUUUGGACCAACUGGAACGACUGAACAGGGAUACGAUCCUGCGGGAAAACAAACUCCUCCGUUUUCUCCUAGACAAGGUAGACGCUGUGGAAAAACACGAUCAGAAUUGUUUUCUAAAAUUAGGGGAAAUAACACAGGAGUUCCUAGCCUGCAAGGUAGACUUGACCCAGGUAAGCACCCCCCGAAGCAGUGAUCCCACCUCGAAUCGGCGGAAUGAUUUGCUUGACUCGGCGAAUUCAUCAAAGAAGACACCCCAGCCUAAUGACCACAGAACAGGGGCAGUCCUGACGAUUCUGAGAGAUCUAGCGCAGUGCGAUGAGGCAGCACAAGUACUGAGAAAAAUCGAGAGGUAUCAAACCACCGAAGAGAGUACCGUCAAGGAUACCCUCCAGAACAUGCAAAAUGUAAGCAAACUACUACAUCUAUAUUUAAAGCAUUCAUUUGAAAAGUUAAAAAAUGACAUGGAGAAAAAAAUAGAGACAUUGGAUGAAGAAAGGCAAAAGUUAACCAUGCUGUUGGAACAACUACGAAGUGAUUAUGAAUCCUUCGAGGCCAGUUUAAGCAAACGUAAAGACGAAAUGGUUGAGACAUAUAGAACAAGCAUCGGGAAAUAUAUGGAUCUCUUCCAGAAUCAAGUAAUGGAAGAAGUAAAAACAGUGAUACAAAGAAAUGUUAGCCAAAUGAAUGAAAUAGUAAAUAGGAAAAUACAUUUAUUGUCUAAUCAGUUACACGAAGAAUCUAAAAAUAAAUUUAAAGAAAUUAUUACCGACUCGAUAAGUACCCUUGAGACGUUUUUUUUAAAUCACGAGAAAGCAUGUGGUACACAUCAUCAGGAUUGCCUGGAGUCCACUGAUCUGAUGUAUGAAAAAGUGAAUUCAUAUUAUGAGCACCUCGAUGGUGUCUUCACAGACAUGGACGAUCGGUUCGCUAAUGAGAAAAGGGAAAUGGAGAGGAACGUGCAAAACGUUACUGAUAUGUAUAGAAAAAUUAUUCAGGAGAACAACGAAAAUAUUGAAAAGAUAGGAAACCUCCUUGAUAUAAAUACAUCGAAUAAUAGAAAAGAUAAAGAGGUGCUUUACAAUGAUAUGUCGAAAGCGGUUUUUCGAGAAAAAUACGAACUGGACGAUAGGAUGAAGGAGGUAGGGGAACUGACCCUGAGACACAUGAAGGAGAUUAACCUGUGUAAUGGAAACUAUGGAGAACACCUCAAUAAAUGUAACUUAUACGUUGGAGAGCUGCUACAACGUUUUCGAGAAAAUGAAGAGAAGCAAAAGGAUGAAUGCGUGGUACUUCCCAAUUUGGAUUCCCCCAUUCAGCAUGAAGGGAAAGACAUUCACGCAGAAGUUGAAAGGGUUCGCUCCUGCGCGAGUGAGAUAUUCUCCCAUUUGGGUGAUCCUACAUCGGGUGGUGCUAAGUCGGGUGGUGCUACAUCGGGUGGUGCUACAUCGGGUGAUGCUACAUCGGAUGGUGCUAUGCCGAUUGAUGCUAUGCCGAUUGAUGCUACGUUGAGUGGGGCCAAUAUGCAUGGCGUAGACCCCCCGGGUAAUGCCUGCGGGACGACGGAUUCACCGCAUACCUGUCCCAACCCCUACGCUGAUUUGCACUUCGACCACGUGAGGCAGGAAGUUCUCAAAGAAAUUGAAGAUAUGUCAUUGCAGAAAAAUAUAAACUUUAAGUAUCUCUUCGAUAAAAUUGAUGAGCAUUUAAGCCUUAUUCUUAAUGAGAAUAAUUGUGUGCGACAUCGAGGUGGGAGCAUAGAUCUGUCUAGGGGGGAAAACAUUGGAGGGGUAAUGGCCAUGCCACCUACUGCUGUUGUAGCAACACCACAUGUCAUAUCAGUUUCUUGCCCUCAUGUGAGUGAUAUCCUCCCUAGGACUGGCCAUGGUAAGUGCAGUCCAUCUGAACCAUAUGGGAAUGUCAUGCGGAAAGGGACAACCGAUGGAGAGACUCAGAAUAAAAAUGAGAAGAAAGCAAGUGGUUUCUUCCACAUGGAUGAUCCAGAAACAAAUAUGCAUAGUGGGAUCUCGAAGAUCUUGCCGGAUUGCAACAAAAAGCGGAACAAGAGUACCGAAACGGUGCAGGGGCGGAAGCUGUGUUUCACCUCCAACGAAUUGAGGAACCCCUGUGCGAAAAUAAAGUCGUUGGGGAAUAGCGGGGGGUCUAGAAAGAAUUCUCCAGCCCCGAAGAAACUGAAGGAGGACACCUACAAUGGCAGGGGUAUCAAGUUCCUUCGCAAGUCGGAGAAUUAG
Molecule: messenger RNA, 4260 nt
Organism: Plasmodium knowlesi strain H
Lineage: Eukaryota; Apicomplexa; Aconoidasida; Haemosporida; Plasmodiidae
Product: kinesin-5, putative
Exons: 2
Coding region: 1-4260 (1419 amino acids)
Biological process (GO): microtubule-based movement
Molecular function (GO): ATP binding; plus-end-directed microtubule motor activity; microtubule binding
Source: RefSeq, a predicted model, not a curated record